AUGGCUCGUACUCGAGGAGGUUUAUCUUCACAUCGCAAAAAGAGAGUUCCUCACAAGGAGGAUGCAGUUGAGGAUCAUGCAUUUAAGGAGCAUGAUACUCAGCAAGAGGAGGAGCAUGAGGAUGUUGCUGAAGGUGGAUUUCCUGGAGGUCCAGUAGACGCUUCAGUAUUGACACAUUACAUUCACCAUGUUGCUUAUGCGAUAUGGCAUAGUCGGGGACUACUGUUGGCAUUUGUAGAGAGAUUUCAUUUCGAGACUAGCAGUUUCCAUCUCUCCAUGGGUGAGAUUUUUGUGACUUUAGAUGAUGUGUCAUCCUUGUUGCACCUCCCAAUUUUAGGUCAGCUAUGUCAUCUAAAGGAAGUAGAUUUUGAAGAAAGUAGAUGCGCCAUUGUGGAGCUUUUAGGAGUGGAUAGCGAGAGAGUUAGUGUUGAGUUACAUGUAGCUCAUGGUGUGAAAGUCAUAUUGAGUUGGCUUCGAGAAAUCUACAUUGAGCACUGUGAGCAGUAG
Molecule: messenger RNA, 507 nt
Organism: Vigna angularis (adzuki bean)
Lineage: Eukaryota; Viridiplantae; Streptophyta; Magnoliopsida; Fabales; Fabaceae
Product: protein MAINTENANCE OF MERISTEMS-like
Exons: 3
Coding region: 1-507 (168 amino acids)
Source: RefSeq, a predicted model, not a curated record